GGAGAAGAGACUUGGGAACUGGAGUGUCUUGGAGUCUCAACCCCAGUUUAGAGCUUCGUUACUGAAAGUAAUCAAAGGAACAAGGUCUUGGAAAGAGGUAAAGCAGGAAUCUUGAAACGUCCCUAUUCAAGAUCUCCCAUCCAGUCAGACAUGGAUGUUGGAUGUUACCUGAAACGGAUUGGAUUCCAAGGUGUCUCUACCUGCCCUUCUUUGGAGACCCUCAAGUGCCUCCACCGUUCCCACCUCUUCUCAGUACCCUUUGGGAGCCUCAGCAUCCAUUGUAAAGAGCCCAUCACCCUGGAAUUGCCUCGUCUGUAUGAGAAGAUUGUUCAAAACCACCGGGGUGGUUUUUGUUAUGAGCUGAACGGACUUUUCCAGUGGUUGCUGCACGUGUUAGGAUUUCACACCAAAAUUAUAGCUGCACGUGUUUGGAACCGCUUCACGCAGUGCUACGGUCCUCCGUUGGACCACUUGAUCACUUUGGUAGACUUGGAUGGGCAGCAGUUUCUGUGCGAUGUUGGGUUUGCAGAAGGUUUCCUGGAACCAUUAGAGAUGAAGCCUGAGGUGGAACAAGUUCAAGAAGCGGGCGUAUUUUGGUUGAGCCUGGAAGGAGCUACCUGGGUACUGGAACGUCGGGAAAUUUCUGGAGAGAGGGGAAGAUUCCUCUAUAAAUUCACCCUAGAGGAGAAGAAACUAGAAGACUUUUCUGACAUGUGUCUUUACCACCAGACCUCACCUUGUUCUAUCUUCACCUGCAAAUCCUUUUGUUCCCUGCACAAAGCAGGUGGUGGACGUCUGACCUACCUGGGCCAGCGCCUAAUUUUCACCAUGGGAAGGGAACGUACCGAAACGUUCUUGCAGAACUCUGAUAUCCCAACCGUUCUCUUUGAUAAAUUUGGGGUCAGCCUGAAGAACUUUGAACCAAAGGAUGAAAAAUUCCUGCCACCUCCUCAACAAGGUUCAUUAGUGGGAGAAGCGAACGAUGAUCUCUUUUAGAUGGUAAUGAAAUAUAGAAUUGGGCAGGCUGAUCUAUUAAGGAUUUAUUGCCACCUCUUCAACAAGAUUGAUUAGUGGGAAAAGCAAAGGGGGAUCGCUUUUAGAUUGUAAUGAAAUAUGGAAAUAUGGAAUUGGGCAGAUUGAUCAUGUUAAAGAUCAUGCCCAAGAUCGUGCUUGUGAUUCUGUAAAGGGUUAAGAGACACUUCAACUGAUUUAAGUUUGGAUAUCCUACUGAUUAGCAUUUUAGUGUUGUGGCAAUUGCAGUAUCAUCAUUUAGAUUUAUAAGGAACCUUGAACAUGAUUUUGCCUGUACUUGUGCACUUAUCAAUGACUGCUACAUAAAAGAUGAAUCCAGA
Messenger RNA from Protobothrops mucrosquamatus (brown spotted pit viper), 1352 nucleotides. Its product is annotated as arylamine N-acetyltransferase 2-like. The transcript has a single exon. Lineage: Eukaryota; Metazoa; Chordata; Lepidosauria; Squamata; Viperidae. Gene Ontology annotation, molecular function: acetyltransferase activity. The coding region runs from base 151 to 996 and encodes 281 amino acids. The record is from RefSeq and is a predicted model, not a curated record.